This is a messenger RNA of Lethenteron reissneri (Far Eastern brook lamprey), 1761 nucleotides long. Its product is annotated as stomatin-like. Gene Ontology annotation, cellular component: plasma membrane. Lineage: Eukaryota; Metazoa; Chordata; Hyperoartia; Petromyzontiformes; Petromyzontidae. The record is from RefSeq and is a predicted model, not a curated record.
CCAAUCCCCUGGAUAGAGAGAGAGAGUUACUCGCACGCAUAAAGCGGCUACAGCUGACCGGAUCAGUGAUCGAGAGUGGGUACAACUCAGAUCCGUGAGCAGCAGUGUGGAGGGCCAUCCAGUACAUUGUAUAAGAGCGAGCCAACAUCUCAACAUGAACAUCACAGGUUGCCGACGCCUGGUGUAGCUGAACCAACUCCUGGAUGUAUGGUGGAGCAAGCCAAGCCUUACACAGCGCACUAAUUCGGGGACAGCGAUGGCAAGAGGCUGAAGAAGACAGGAUGUUGCGAGAAGCUGCUUGGCAUUCUCUCCAUGGUCGUCAUCAUCUUGACCUUCCCUCUCUCCGUCUGGUUUUGCCUCAAGGUGGUGAGGGAGUAUGAGAGGGCCGUGGUCUUUCGCCUGGGCAAGUUGUUGCCUGGAGGAGCCAUCGGGCCAGGCUUGUUUUUAGUGAUGCCCUGCAUAGACACUUUCGUGAAGGUGGACAUGAGGACAGUCACGUUUGACGUUCCACCCCAGGAGAUCCUGACGCGGGACUCGGUGACGGUGGCCGUGGACGCCGUGGUCUACUACCGCGUGCACGACGCCACCGCGGCCGUCACCAACGUGGUCUACGCCGACGGCGCCACGCGGCUGCUCGCGCAGACGGCGCUGCGCAACGUGCUGGGCACCCGCAGCCUCUCCGACAUCGUGUCGGAGCGAGAGGUCAUCGCCCGCAGCAUGCAGACCAGUCUAGAUGAGGCGACGGAGCCCUGGGGCAUCAAGGUGCAGCGUGUGGAGAUCAAGGACGUGCGUCUGCCACCGCAAAUGCAGCGAGCCAUGGCAGCUGAGGCGGAGGCGAUCCGUGAGGCGCGCGCCAAGGUUGUGUCGGCGGAGGGGGAAAUGAACGCGUCGCGUUCCCUCAAGGAGGCGGCCAUCGUGCUGGGCGAGUCGUCGGGCGCCUUGCAGCUGCGCUACUUGCAGACCCUCAACAACAUCGCGGCCGAGCGCAACUCCACCAUCAUCUUCCCCAUCCCCAUAGACAUCCUCAGCGCCCUGCGCAGCAACAGUAACAGUAGCAGCAACAUGCUCUGAUGGCUCCCAAGCCGGGACUCUGCCACACUUUACAAAGUCUGGGGAAGGGUGGGGGGGGGGGUGUUCUAUGAGUGAAUAGUUCCCGGUGGUUAUUGGUUAGAAAUUAAAUCCGUGAAGUUUGCCCCCCACUUCGAUAUGCAUAAUAGUUCCAAUGUACUUUAAUUGUAUUACAUUUACACAACUGCUGGCUGCUACUGGCUCAGCACCGAGUCCGUUUGUGCACCUACUAUGUAUUUACAGGUUCCAUCAUCGACAAAAAAAAAUCAACAUUGUUCCGAGGUUAAUGACAUAAAGCGGGCUUGGGCAGAACGUGUCGCUAGAAAAGAUGAUGAACGAGGGUCAAGAAUGAUAAUGAAGUGGCUGCUAAGGGAUGGAAACGUCCGAGAAAAACGUACACCGAGGAGAUGGAGCAAUACGUUGAAUUCAGUUCACGUGCCUUCAUCCAGCAGUGGAUUGAUGCAGGCUAAUAAUGAAGAAACGUAAGCGCGUUAACUCUGCUCACUCGAGGCUUCAGUAUCAUUUCUCUGGUCACUCAGCAAGCAUCGAUCCUCACUGAAUAUAUCUGUGCAUGUUUUGUUUUCACACGUGCCAACGUGAAAGCAAUAAAGGACUUUUACUAUGGCCAUAAGUCAUUGUACGUAUGGUGAACUUUUUUCUCAGCGUACGUAGCUCACCGUGCUAAUUGUAACC